Molecule: messenger RNA, 2758 nt
Organism: Pyrus x bretschneideri (Chinese white pear)
Lineage: Eukaryota; Viridiplantae; Streptophyta; Magnoliopsida; Rosales; Rosaceae
Product: transcription factor MTB1-like
Exons: 1
Coding region: 598-2439 (613 amino acids)
Biological process (GO): regulation of DNA-templated transcription
Cellular component (GO): nucleus
Molecular function (GO): protein dimerization activity; DNA-binding transcription factor activity; transcription cis-regulatory region binding
Source: RefSeq, a predicted model, not a curated record
ACAGCAAAGAAAACAGAAAUCAAACGUUGCAAAACCCAGUUUCUAAUUCUCUCUCUCUCUCUCUCUCUCUCUCUCUCUCUCUCUCUCUCUCUGUGACCACCACACUUUUGCUUUUACACAAACCAAAGGCCGAACCUUUUUUUAUGGUAUUUUUUCUGGUCUGUCGUUAUUGUUCGUGACAUCGCUGCCUGUUUGGUUUCCGGGAAAAUUUUUGUUUUUUCUCUCACUUUCCGGGAAUGGUUGCUGUGCCCAACACUCUUCUUUCUUCGCUGCCCUGCGCAAUCAUCUCCUCAUGAUCUCAUUUGUUUUGCCGAAGCUGGUGUGUGUAGUUUUUUCCUAACCCUUUGUGUUUUCUGGAUUUAUUUUGUUGUAUUUUUUCUGGGUUUUGCUUUUUACUUAGAAUUAUCGGCUUUUGAGAUUUGAAAUUGUAGUCCUGGUGGGAGUGUUUGAUUUGGUUGAAUGUAUAAAGUUUUGGUUUUAGUAAAAAAAGUCGGGAUUUUUCAUGGUUUAGGGGGUAUUUGGGGCUGAGAUUUGAUCUGGGGUUUGAAAAUUUUAGCUCGAUUUUUAUAGGGUGGUUGAUUUUUCUGGAUUUUGGAGAUGAAGAUUGAGAUGGGUUUAGGAGGAGGGGUUUGGGAUGAUGAAGAUAAAGCCAUGGUUGCUGCAGUUUUAGGAACCAGAGCUUUCGAUUACUUGAUUUCGAGCGCGGUUUCCUCGAAUGAGAAUUCAUGUAUGGGUAUAGGGACUGAUGAAAAUUUGCACAACAAGCUCUCGGAUCUCGUGGAGCGUCCGAAUGCAUCGAAUUUUAGCUGGAAUUAUGCCAUUUUCUGGCAGAUUUCUAGGUCCAAGUCUGGGGAUUGGGUUCUGUGUUGGGGUGAUGGUUCUUGUAGAGAACCUAAGGAAGGUGAAGUGUCCGAAACCACGAGGAUUCUCGGUCUUAGGCUUGAUGAUGGGACCCAGCAGAGGAUGAGGAAGAUAGUGCUGCAAAAGUUGCACAAUUUGUUUGGGAGCUCAGAUGAGUAUAAUGGUGCUCUUGGAUUAGACCGAGUCACCGAUAUGGAGAUGUUCUUGCUUGCGUCCAUGUAUUUUUCGUUUCCAAGAGGAGAGGAGGGUCCUGGCAAGUGCUUUGCAUCUGGGGAGCAUGUCUGGCUCUUGGACUUGUUGAAAUCAGGGUCGGAGUAUUGCGUUCGAUCGUUUCUUGCUAAGUCUGCUGGAAUUCAGACCAUUGUUUUAGUCCCAACAGAUGUUGGUGUAGUUGAAUUGGGUUCAGUGAGAUGCAUAGGGGAGCGUUUAGAGUUGUUGCAGUCCAUAAGGUCACUGUUCUCUACACAGUCCUCGCACAUGAGGGCUAAGCCAGUGGCAGGUGUGCCGAUGAUUGGAAGGAGGAGAGAUGAAAAUGUCCACCUAACUAAUCUGAGCCCUGUGGAGAGAGGGGAAGCAGUUCCCAAGAUUUUCGGGCAAGAUUUGAACUCAGGAAACUCAGUUCGGCCUCGUUAUAGAGAAAAACUUGCUGUUAGAAAGUUGGAGGAGAGGCCCUGGGAUGUGUACUCAAAUGGGAAUAGGAUUGCAUUUUCAAGUCCUCGAAAUGGUAUUCAUGGUUCGAAUUGGCCGCACAAUCAUGAUGUGAAACAGGGGAGCCCAACUGAGAAGUAUGCUUCUCAAAGUCCGGUGAAUAAUUUACAGGAGCUUGUCGAUGGGGUCAGGGAUGAUUUUCGUCAUAACCAUUAUCAACCACAGAAGCAGGUGCCGAUGCAAAUCGACUUUUCAGGGGCCACUUCAAGGCCUUCCGUGGCUCCCCGGCCCAUUGGUGUGGAUUCUGAAAAUUCAGACGCUGAAGCUCCAUGCAAGGAAGACCAGCCAGGCACAGCUGAUGAAAGGAGGCCACGGAAAAGGGGUAGGAAGCCUGCAAAUGGAAGAGAAGAGCCACUCAAUCAUGUGGAGGCAGAGAGGCAGCGGCGGGAGAAGCUAAACCAGCGGUUUUAUGCUUUAAGAGCUGUUGUGCCCAAUAUAUCCAAGAUGGACAAAGCAUCCUUGUUGGGAGAUGCCAUUGCUUACAUCAACGAGCUCCAGGCGAAGCUUAAAGUCAUGGAAGCAGAGAGGGAGAACCUCGGGGGCACUUCAAGAGAUGCUUCAGCCUUGGGGGCUAGCUCAGGUAUGGAAAUUCAGAACCAGGCACCUGAGGUUGAUAUUCAAACUGUUAAUGACGAGGUUAUUGUAAGGGUGAGCUCCGCUUUGGAUUCACACCCUGCAUCAAGAGUCAUCGAAGCAUUCAGAGAGGCACAAAUCACGGUUGUUGAGUCAAAACUUGCAGCAGCAGACGACACUGUGCUCCAUACAUUUGUUGUCAAGUCUCAAGGAUCGGAGCGGUUGACGAAGGAGAAGUUGAUUGCAGCAUUUUCCCGGGAAUCCAACUCUUUACAUUCAUUGUCAUCAGUCGGGUAGUGCAAGCACUGCAGUUAACAUAGUCCAUAGGUAUAGUACUGAAAGAACCCAUUUAAAAGUUUCUUCAGAUGUUUUUGAUAUACAGCAGGGAAUCCGAAAAGGAAUCGCAUUGCUAGCUAGAAUUAGAGACAAAUAACUACCUAAUGACCAAGUAGGGGAGCAAAAUCUCUGUGAUUAUUUUAUAGCAUACAUAGUUUGUGAUGUAUUCAUGCAAGUUCGAUUACAUUUGUAAGUUUAACCGACCCUCAAAUUGUUGGUUAUGAAGAAACUGAUAGAUUUAUUUUGUUUCUUAAAUCUUAGUUUCAUUGCUUUCUCUCCA